AUGUGGAAUUUGCGUAUUCUUCAAUGGUUAAACGGCGCAAGUGGAGAAUCUAUUAUUGCAGGCACUGGAGUUCAGGAUGCGUCUGGCAAUAUCUACGCAACGAGUAAUACAGCAAAUACAGUUACUCGUUAUCCGCAAGGUUCAACCAGUGGUACAGUUAUGGUUUCAAGCGGUUUAACCUACCCAUGGGGUCUUCGAUUUGAUACGUAUGGCAACUUAUACGUAGUUGAUGAUGGUAGUGGAACAAUCGUCAUGUUUUGCGCUGGUUUUACGGCCGGUUCAGUUGGCACUAUUGUUGCAAGUGGACUCAAUCAGCCACUUGAUGUUGCUUUUGAUUCCAACAUGAAUAUGUACGUCUGUGAAUAUGGAAAUAAUCGAAUAGUGAAGUUUACCAAAGUACCUUAG
Molecule: messenger RNA, 405 nt
Organism: Rotaria sp. Silwood1
Lineage: Eukaryota; Metazoa; Rotifera; Eurotatoria; Philodinida; Philodinidae
Source: the annotation of a GenBank genome assembly